Molecule: messenger RNA, 956 nt
Organism: Monosiga brevicollis MX1
Lineage: Eukaryota; Choanoflagellata; Craspedida; Salpingoecidae
Exons: 4
Coding region: 185-763 (192 amino acids)
Source: RefSeq, a predicted model, not a curated record
GAGUGACAGCGCGAAUCUCUCUCAUCAACGACCAGAGCACGAAACGUACCUGUCAACUUGGACCGACGCUGCUGGGCUGACUUGAUGGUGGACGCGGGCCGGUGGUAGCAAUAGCUCCUUUGGUGGUGUCGUGUGUGAGCAGAGUGUUGGGUGCAGGGUUGGCUCGAGCGGAACAGGAAAAAGCAUGGCGUUUGCUUUGGGUGCAACGGCGGCUGGAGCCCUGGCGGGCGGCGUCGCCAUCAAAAAGGCCGAGCAUGAGGUCAAUUCCCUCUUUGACGACAGCGAAGACCGCCGCGUUCGUGAGAAGGUCGACAAGACCCAUGACACCCUGCGUGCAUCGGACGCGCGUGCCGCCGAGCGAAGCGCGAAACAUCGGGAGCAGCGCGAAACACAGCGUGACGAGCUGCGACGCAAGUACGGAUUGGGCGCCGCAGGGGCCCAUGGCAAGACAACAGCGGACAAACUGGAGAAGAAGCAUGGCCCCUUAGAAAUGGAGGUUGCCGGCUGGUUCUCGACAGGUUUUGCGGCACGCAUCGUGUCCAUCUUGGGAAGCCACCUCACCGUUUACAAACAGGAGACAGACCCAGCGCCGCAGGUGCGCCUUGACUUGCACAACGCCAUGAUCUCAGUUGACCGCAAGGAUCCCGAGCGCCGUGUUCUGCGGCUACGCACAGGGGAUGGCAAAGAGCAUCGCUUUCGUGCAGCCACGGCCGAGGAGGCCCAGGUCUGGCGCGAUGCCAUCAGUGCUGCAACCAGCUUGUGAGCACCGUAUACACCUUGGAACCACCAUCACAUUCUCUCCGUGCGGAAGACUUUUCAUGUUCAUAAACUACAUAUGCCGGGCUCCGCUUCCCGUUGAAGCGUUUAUGAGCCGUCAAUUGUCCAACUCCAUGCGCCAUAUUGAGCAAUUGAGGACCAGCUGGACGCGAUUUGGUCGCGAAAGGUCACGCCAUUUG